AUAAUGAUCUCUUGUUGUGGUUGCUACGGUGAGGGGAGGAGGUAUUGUGGAGAGGGGAGGAGGAGGAGGAAUGAAAUGAAAGAUGCUGAAGAUCGCGAAGAGGAGUGAAUCAUUGUAUUCCAAGCAGGUAUAUCGGAAAAGACCACGUGGCGAAUUUAAAGAAAGAAUUUGUGACAUUUAAAAUUCGUGAAAGUCAAAAUGAUGCAGUGGAACACUAUACUGUUUCUUAUUCUGGCAACGGUCCCUUCAGCUUUUUCUAGGCACCUUGAUUACGGAAAGACAAAGGACCAGUCAAGAAAACGAGGAGAAAAUAGAGAUGAUGAUCAUAACUGGUUUCUAUCAAAAUCUCACCUUCGUCUUCACCAAAGACCACCGCCAGUUGUUCGAGUAAAAGAAGGCGAUAGUGAGUUUUUGGAAUGUCAGGCUGGUGGAAAUCCUCCUCCCCGGAUAUACUGGCUGAAGGGUGGAGAAAUGAUGUCAAAGAUUAAUUUGCAAGACGAAUUGGACAUAAAAGCUUUCGAAGACAGCGAAGUGAGUGGCAAUAAACUUCAAAUUUCGUCCACAACUUCAAGACUUUACUUGGACUGUCUGUCCAUGGAUGAUGAGGGAGAUUAUACUUGCGUUGCUGAAACUGCAAAACUCAGAGAGAGUACUUCUACGAGGAUAUCUGUAUCAUCAUCGGAUGAGAGAAAAUGUCAUGACAAGUCCAUAUUUGGACGUGCUCCUCGCAUUCAUCAGUGGACGAAAACAAUGCUUGAGAAUCAAGGUGAGAGCACUAAAAUAAUGUGCAGAGCUGAUGGAGUUCCAAUGCCUUCCAUAAAAUGGUACGAUCCUAAAGAAAGAGAAAUAGAUGCAGAUGAAUCUGGCAGAUAUGAGGUUUUACCUAGUGGAGAUUUAAUCAUCAGGAAUCUAAAAUGGAGUGACAUGGGAAAUUAUGUUUGCGUGGCAGAGAAUGCUCAUGGCGUAGCACAAGUUGAAGCAUUUGUAUAUCCGGCCAAU
Molecule: messenger RNA, 999 nt
Organism: Parasteatoda tepidariorum (common house spider)
Lineage: Eukaryota; Metazoa; Arthropoda; Arachnida; Araneae; Theridiidae
Product: zwei Ig domain protein zig-3
Biological process (GO): axon guidance; dendrite self-avoidance; homophilic cell-cell adhesion
Cellular component (GO): axon; plasma membrane
Molecular function (GO): cell-cell adhesion mediator activity
Source: RefSeq, a predicted model, not a curated record